Peromyscus eremicus (cactus mouse) is the source of this 3258-nucleotide messenger RNA. RefSeq names its product G protein-coupled receptor 157 (gene Gpr157). Gene Ontology annotation, cellular component: plasma membrane. The record is from RefSeq and is a predicted model, not a curated record. Gene Ontology annotation, molecular function: G protein-coupled receptor activity. Gene Ontology annotation, biological process: adenylate cyclase-activating G protein-coupled receptor signaling pathway; cell surface receptor signaling pathway. Lineage: Eukaryota; Metazoa; Chordata; Mammalia; Rodentia; Cricetidae. The transcript is spliced from 4 exons. The coding region runs from base 130 to 1125 and encodes 331 amino acids.
CCGUGGGGACGCGAGUCCUGGGCGCCUAGAUGCCCAGACAGAGGCGACCGCGGGCUCGGCUUGGCCUCGACCUCUCGGCACCCUUGGACCUGUGCACCCUGGCCGUCUGCCCUUGGUCCCCAGCCGGCCAUGCCCUCACCCGCGCCUCCCACCGAGCUGCUGCCGUGGGAGCGCGCCGUGGUGCUGCUGUCAUGCGUGCUGUCAGCGCUGGGCUCGGGCCUCCUGGUGGCCACGCACGCCCUGUGGCCUGACCUGCGUAGCCGGGCGCGGCGCCUGUUACUCUUCCUGUCGCUAACGGACCUGCUCUCGGCUGCCUCGUACUUCUACGGGGUGCUGCAGGACUUUGCGGGCUCUUCGUGGGACUGCGUGCUUCAGGGCGCGCUCUCUACUUUCGCCAACACCAGCUCCUUCUUCUGGACGGUGGCCAUCGCCCUCUACCUGUACCUCAGCAUCGUCCGAGCUGCGCGCGGGCCCAGCACGGACCACCUACUCUGGGCCUUUCACCUCAUCAGCUGGGGUGUCCCUCUGGCCAUCACAGUGGCUGCUGUCUCGCUAAAGAAGAUAGGCUAUGAUGCUUCGGAUGUGUCCGUGGGCUGGUGCUGGAUCGACCUGGAGGCUGCGGACCGUGUCCUGUGGAUGCUGCUGACUGGGAAGCUGUGGGAGAUGCUGGCGUAUGUCUUACUGCCUCUGCUUUACCUUCUGGUCAGGAAACACAUCAACAGAGCGCACCAGGCGCUCUCGGAGUACCGGCCCAUCUGGGAGGGGCGCCAGCUGCAGCGGGGCUCCUCCGCCAUGGCGGAUAAGAAACUGAUCCUGAUUCCCCUCAUAUUCAUCUGCCUCCGGGUCUGGAGCACCGUGCGCUUCGUCCUGACCCUCUGUGGCUCCCCAACUGUGCAGUCUCCGGUGCUGGUUGUUCUGCAUGGCAUCGGGAACACCUUCCAGGGAGGGGCCAACUGCAUCAUGUUCGUCCUCUGCACCCGCGCAGUCCGCACAAGGCUCUUCUCCCUCUUCUGCUGCCGCUGCUAUCCUCAGCCCUCGACCCAGAACCCCCCUGGAGCUCCUGCUCCCCCCAGGAUGAGAGAAUCUCAGGAAUCCGGACUGAUCCCAGAAGUUCCCAGCACUUGAGUGGUUGACUUUCCUCAUUGCCCGGUGCCUUCCUGGUUCCCACGCUGUCGGAGACAGGGUCAUGCGCACUGGAAGCCUCAACUGGUGAAGCUCGGACCCCCGUGAAGGAACGGCCAUCAGUGCAGCCUCUUCUACCUCCUCUUCUCAGGCAGGCCGUGGACACCCGCGUCCUGGUUCCGUGUCCUGGUUCAGUGGGGUUUAUUUGUGGUAGUCCAAAGAUGUGGGAUUCGGGAUGCCAGCAAUACAGGAUUCUGUCAGGGCACUGGUUCUCUGUCCUGCGGCCACCAGCACUGUUUACUGUCUGAGGGACUCAGAUCUAUGGACCUCUCCCAGAGGUGACUGAAUAAUGUCAUGGAUUACAGAGAUGUCUACCCAGACAUCACAGAGUGGGGUCCAGGUUUGCCAGGGGACUGAGAUUCCCUGGAGAGCCUGGAGUAGUUAGAGCUGAACAGCAGAAGUUAAACCAGGUCCUCAGUCCACUGAGGUCACAGGAGACUCCUUCAUGGCUCCAAACCACCCAGGCACACACUCAUGGGCAUCUCCCGGGUUCUCUGCUAGGGUCAUCGGCCCUCAAUAUUUAUUGCAUUGAAUUUCAGCACAGGCCAGAGUCCAGAGUCCUGCCCGUUAGUCAAUCACGUAACAUCCAGGUCCCUUCCAGUACCAGGACAGGAGGGCAGCUCAGCUCCAGUCCCUAAGGAUGACACUAUUUCACUCACCCCUGUUCUCAGUGAUUCAUGUAGGGGUGAGUUGGGAGGGUGUCUGGCUUCGUUUAGUUGUAUUUUGUUUGUUUUGUUUUGUUUUUUGUAGGAAAGGUGAUCGGAGAGUUGGCAAAUGGUCCAAAUACUGAUUCCUCCUGAAGGGAAGUGUUUUGAGAUUCAGCCUUGGGCUGGGAUGUAGCUCUGUGGUAGUUGCCAGGUUGGUCCCUGCACCAAAAAUAUUUUAAAAGCCUUUUUUUUUGGUAGUUGUUUGUGGCAUAUGGAAAGAGGAUUCUGAGAUGAUUACAUUUAUUUUAUUGUUUGAGACAGGAUCUCAUUAUGUAGCCCUGGCUGGCCUGGAACUUGCUAUGUAGACCAGGCUGGCUCUAACUCACAGAGAUCCACUUGCCUCUGCCUCCCAAUAAUUACAUCUUUAAAAAAUGUUUUGUUUUGUGCUCUCUGUACUAGGGCCUUGUAUCCAUUAGGCAAGUGGUCUGCCUCUGGGUUCUACCCAAGCCUUCCUUUUAUUUUUUGUUUUGAGACAGAGUUGCCUAGACUGGCCUUGAGCCCCUGUCAGCCAGGCUGGUCUUGAACUUGCGAUUUUCCUACCUCAACCUCCCAGGAAGCUAGGACUACAGCCUCAGGCCACCAUGCCCGACCAGAGAAGAGCAUAAGUGAGCUGUGUGUCCGUUUCUACUCAGUGGCUCUUCCAACAACACUUCCUCGCUUCCGAGAGCACUCAGAAUGGGAAGUGUGAUCGCCACCUUGCGGCGGGUCGAGGAAAUGUUCUAUAUCUGUAGGUAGUGCCCUGGGAUUCUGUCAGUACCCCACGAAGCUGAUGGGAUCACAGAGCAUAGCAAAGUGGCUCAGGGUGAGAGCAAAGCCACACUGGGCCAUCGAUUCCCAUUUUGCUCUCAAAACGACAUCUCUCUCAGGAAAAGAAUAGUCACUCAGAGGACUGUGGCCAUACGCUCCUUUUCGGAUUUCCCUGGAAAGCAUUUCUUAAGGAAAAUCUGCAAGAGGUGGGCUCCCUCUUGGGAGUCAAAGACAGCUCCUGGGCAGGGGGCUGUCUGUUUACAGAACCUGCUGAGGUCCUGUGAGGAUAGUACAGCCAAUUUGUGCACUGUCAGUGUGCUGCCAAGCAUGAUCCCCUGGCUUCUAAAAUGGAACCGAAAUUCGAGGAAUUUGUUUCCUGCAGAGGAGAAAAUGAUCUACAAAGUACCACAGAGGAAAUGAUGUUGGAAUAAACCCAGCUGGGCAGGGCAUUGUGGAGCCCUGGCUGUCUGAGGCCUUGUUCAGAAAAAGCCUGCAGAGGGAGUCAGGGGCCUUAGAAAGCCCUAGCUGGAGCCCGGGGCUCACUCAAGCUCUCUUUGAUGACUGAUGCCAGGAUGGCUGUCUGUAAAACCCUCCACCAAGUCGACACUGGCUCCUUCCAUCU